AAUACAUCUAUAAUACAUACACGGCGUUUAAAUAUUUCAUAUCGACUUUUGCUUAUUACAUUUGGUAGCAGACUACAUUUGGAAACGCGCGGGAUAUAUAACUAUCGUCGUUAAGGCAAACCAGUUAUUCCGUCUGAAAAGCCGCAACCGCGAAUUUCCAUUCAUUGAUUGUAAAGAGAUUAGAAAACAUUUAAAAGAAUACUCAAUCAAGGCGUAUGUGUUUAAAUCGCGUGGAGAUUUAACAUUAUCGAAAUUAAUCAACCAGCUUUAUACUUACCAGCCGCUAUCGGACGGAAAAUAUUAAUACAUGUAACAAUAAUCUUAAAACUCAAACACAACGGAUUAAAGUUUCGGCGACACAAGCGUUAAAUACAAUUUAGUUUUUGGGGAUUUCUUAAACGGUUCUUAUUUUUUCGAUAUAAGAAUAAACGUUACAACAGUAUUAUAAAAAUGUCGAUGGACUUUAGAAAAACUACAUACAGACCGACGCGGACUGACAAUCGUUUUCGAACCAGUUACUCGCUGAUGUCACAGUGGAUGAACCGGAAAGGGUCCGGCCAGGCAUACCGGAAGGAGCCUCUUCCACAGACCUUCCAGCUCGCCAUGCAGGGCAAUGCAGCCUUUCCGAAACGCAACCCCGUUUUCUCUGCGGGGUCACAAGAUCGCUAUGAGCCCGGCCGCUACAUGCAGCAGUACAAGGGCAUGUCACAGUCCAUGGACAACUUGGCCUCUACAGAGGCACAACAGAUGGACCCUCUCGUCGCCAACGUCACCGCCAGAAACGCUGCCGUAAGUCACGUGGAUGAAAGUGUUCCGGUGCAUCUCCGCUUCAACGAGCGGGCCGGAUAUGACGAUUUCCACAAGAAUUUCCAGCAGGUCAGCCAACAGUUCCCCACAUCGAGCUAUCCGGAUUUCGGACCACCAAGAUUGCGUCACGGUCGCGCGGGCGGAAGCUGGCGUCACGUUAAGGAGGUACUGCAAGCUGGUGGAGCAAGAAUCGUCUUCGUUGACGGAGUGAUCCGGUGGGCGGACGGAAUCAAGAUAGACGAUGUGCCGGCGGGGCAUCUGAUCAACCCGAGGGUCGGGGACAUCAAGUCCCGAUACAUGACACCCAGCAAACAGCAACCUAGUGCUUCCCGCGCCAAAACCCCAACCGAGAGUUUCACGGAGUAUCUCGUUAAAAACGAGUUUCACCAGAAGAAGCCGACAAUUUGGCGCAGCGUCACAGACAUUCCCGAUUUUAUAUCGUGGGGGAAACCCAAAUAGCUGACUCGCAAGGCAGUAUUUAGUAGAGAAAAUAUUUGAAUGGGCACUUAAUCAAAAGUUAGGCAUGGAAAGGAACAAUUAUCUCAUCAUGCGCUAAAAUCAUGACGUCAUCAACAAGUGACGAUUUCCACGGAAAUAUGUGAAACUGUGUGAUACACGACAGUAUUAUUUAAAUAAUUAUAUGUUUAUCAACAUUUUAAACAGAACUAUUUGAAUGUUUUCUUUCAUUUUUUUCAUUUUUUUAUGAUUUUCAAUUUCUUUUUAUUUUGUUUCUAUAUUUAUAAUUUAUCAUAAUUCGAAAUGACUAUAUAUUUGUUGUGGGUCAUUUUGUUCACUAUAUUUAUCAUUUUAAUGCUAUGCACUUGACAGGGCUAAUGUGAAUUCCCUAAAACCUGUAAAUUGAACAACUUCUUCACGACCAAUUGAGUAUCGUUCUAGGAAAACUUGGCUUAAUGCAUGUGUAAAAAUGUCAUCCCAACUUAGCCUGCACAGUCCACACCGGCUGGUCAGGGACGACACUCUCAUCGGAGAAUUGUAGAUUUAAAACGUUAAUAGUGAUGGGUCUAUAGUAUGGAAAACUCUCCAUGUGAAGGUAUAUAGAACAAUAUAUAGAUUUUAUAUCGUUUUUCCUUAUCCAACGUAAUUAUUCUACACGGUAUAAAUUGUUGUUUGACUGGAUUUCAAUGCCUUGUACAUGUUCUAAACUUGCUCAAAUGCUCACAAUUUACAUUUUAAUUGUUGCGUCGUUUAAUCAGUAUUAUUUUAAAUAAAUUAAAAAUAUAAUUUUCCAUUCA
Molecule: messenger RNA, 2060 nt
Organism: Dreissena polymorpha
Lineage: Eukaryota; Metazoa; Mollusca; Bivalvia; Myida; Dreissenidae
Exons: 8
Coding region: 451-1266 (271 amino acids)
Source: RefSeq, a predicted model, not a curated record